Molecule: messenger RNA, 619 nt
Organism: Medioppia subpectinata
Lineage: Eukaryota; Metazoa; Arthropoda; Arachnida; Sarcoptiformes; Oppiidae
Source: the annotation of a GenBank genome assembly
UCAACGUUUAUUAUUUUACAUAUAAACUCAAUUAAAUAUAUAAUUUGAAUUUAAAAUGUUUAGUCUUGUAGAUUUAUCCGUAACUUCAUGGAUUGGUUUAAGCAUUUUGUCACUAAUUACGCUAAUUUAUUGGCGUUUUACCCAAACGUUUAACUACUGGACUAAACGUAACUUAAAUGGACCUAGACCAUAUCCAUUUGGGGGCACAAAUUUGUACACAUUUGUCAAAUCAAUGCCUGCCGUAGAGUUGGAGUGGUAUAAGAAAUUUGGACCACUUUAUGGAGUGUUUAACAAAACAGAGCCCAUCCUAACGGUGGCCAAACCGGAACUGAUUAAAACAAUUUUGGUCAAAGACUUUCACCUGUUCACAGACCGUCGGACACGACCGGCCGCUCAUCACGUGUUGGACAAGAAUCUGUUCCACUCGAGAGGCGAAGACUGGAAGCGCUACCGAUCUAUAAUGAGUCCGACAUUCACGUCGGGAAAGAUGCGCAAAAUGUAUCCAAUGAUCAGAGAGUGUUUGAACGAGUUUCUCGAUGUGUUGGACGUGUCGGCGGCCAAUGGGGCGGACAUUAACCUGAAGGACAUGCACGGGAACUUCACGAUGGAUGUGAUCGCC